ACGUACAAAUCACACCGACUCCGACGUCUCUCUCGUUCUCUGACUUUCGCUUAUCCGCCGAGUUCAAAUUACAUCACUGGCCUUCCCCAAAUCACUGUCUCUUCUCUCUCUCUACAUGCGAAGACUAGAGAGAGAAAGCGAGUUCAAACAGGAAGUUUCGCUCAAAGGUAGAGAAGCAAGCAUUGUUGCAGAAAUUGUUGUUGAAGUUUCUGGGACCUGAUGAGUACCUGACCUUUGAUUAUUGUAAAAUAGUUCAUCGCUUAUUUCUGAAGCCUUUGAUUACCAUGGAAGAGGAAAAUGCUGACGAGCUUCUUCAAAGAUAUAGGCGGGACAGGCAGAUACUUCUUGAUUUCAUACUCUCUGGUAGCUUAAUUAAGAAAGUUGUAAUGCCUCCGGGUGCAGUAUCAUUAGAUGAUGUGGAUCUAGAUCAAGUUAGUGUCGAUUAUGUUCUCAGUUGUACUAAGAAAGGUGGAAUGCUUGAACUCUCUGAAGCCAUUAGAGAUUAUCAUGAUAACACUGGAUUCCCGCAUAUGAAUAAUACAGGUUCUACCGACGAAUUCUUUUUGGUUACAAAUCCUGAAUCUUCAGGUUCACCUCCAAAAAGGGCACCGCCUGUCCCUGUCUUCACACCAUUGUCUGUCCCUGUCUUCACACCAUCACCUGUCCCUUCCUUAAUGCAAUCAUCCAUUGAGUCCAAUGACUCAAACCUAUCAAAAUCACAGUCCCUGAAUUCCAGACAAGUUCAAGAAUUAUCUGUUGAUGAUAUUGAUGAUUUUGAGGAUGAUGAUUUCGAUGAAGCUGAUAGUCGAAGGAUUUCAAGGCGAAUUCCAAAUGAUGCCAGUGAUCUUCUGGUGCAUCUGCCUUCAUUUGCAACAGGUAUUACAGAUGAUGAUCUCCGUGAAACUGCAUAUGAAAUCCUCUUGGCUGCUGCUGGCGUUUCAGGGGGCCUCAUUGUACCAUCAAAGGAAAAAAAGAAAGACAAAAAGUCCAGAUUGAUUAGAAAACUUGGGCGUAGUAAAAGCGAACAUGUCGUGACCCAGUCUCAGCACACUCCUGGUUUAGUUGGCCUUUUGGAGACAAUGCGUGUCCAGAUGGAGAUUUCUGAGGCAAUGGACAUCAGAACAAGACAAGGGCUGCUUAAUGCCCUUGUGGGAAAGGCGGGAAAGAGAAUGGAUACUCUUCUGAUUCCUCUGGAACUGUUAUGCUGCAUCUCUCGAACAGAAUUUUCUGACAUGAAAACUUAUAUACGGUGGCAGAAAAGACAAUUAAACAUGUUGGAGGAGGGGCUUAUCAAUCACCCUGCUGUGGGAUUUGGGGAGUCUGGACGGAAGGCAAAUGAACUGAGGAUUCUUUUGGCGAAGAUUGAAGAAUCUGAGUCUCUUCCAUCUUCUACGGCUGAACUCCAACGGACUGAAUGCUUGAGAUCUCUCAGAGAUAUUGCCAUUCCACUUGCGGAGAGGCCAGCUCGAGGUGACCUAACUGGUGAAGUAUGCCAUUGGGCGGAUGGUUAUCACCUAAACGUCAGAAUAUAUGAGAAACUGCUUCUCAGUGUAUUUGAUGUUUUAGAUGAGGGCAAACUUACAGAGGAAGUGGAAGAAAUGCUUGAGCUUUUGAAGUCAACAUGGCGUAUUUUGGGAGUCACAGAAACUAUCCAUUACACAUGCUUUGCUUGGGUGUUAUUUCGUCAGUUUGUCAUCACAAACGAGCAAGGAAUAUUGCGUCAUGCCAUCGAGCAGUUAAAUAAAAUACCAUUGAAGGAACAGCGGGGCCCUCAAGAGAGAUUACACUUGAAAAGCUUGCAUUCUAGGGUUGAAAGUGAAGAAGGAUAUCGAGAGUUAGCUUUCUUGCAGUCUUUCUUAUCACCUAUUCAAAAUUGGGCUGAUAAGCAGCUGGGAGACUAUCACCUGCACUUUGCUGAGGGGUCAUCAAUGAUGGAGAACAUAGUUGCAGUUGCAAUGGUUGCUCGAAGGCUUCUUAUUGAAGAACCCGAAAUGGCAAUGGAAUCUAUUUAUCUCACUGACAGAGAUCAGAUAGAGUCAUAUGUAUCAUCAUCGAUUAAGAAUGCAUUUGCAAGGAUCUUGCAGGACGUUGAAACAAUGUCUGAUGCAUCGGAUGAACAUCCUUUAGCAUUACUUGCAGAACAGACAAAGAAGCUUUUGAAGAAAGAUUCAACCAUGUUUAUGCCAAUCUUAUCUCAGAGGCAUCCACAAGCAGCUGGUGUUUCUGCAUCUCUUCUGCACAAACUUUAUGGGAACAAGUUGAAACCUUUCCUUGAAGGCGCUGAACAUCUCACCGAGGAUGUGGUAUCUGUAUUUCCAGCAGCUGAUAGUCUUGAGCAGUAUAUAGUGACAGUUAUCACAUCUGCUUGUGAAGAGGGAACUGCAGAGGCUUACUGCAGGAAACUAAAUCUAUACAAGAUUGAAACUAUAUCUGGAACUUUGGUGUUGCGAUGGGUCAAUUCUCAACUUGCUAGAAUUCUCGGUUGGGUUGAGAGGGCUAUUCAGCAAGAGCGGUGGAACCCAGUAUCGCCUCAGCAACGACAUGGAAGUUCAAUUGUUGAAGUUUAUAGGAUCGUGGAAGAGACAGUUGAUCAAUUUUUUGCUCUUAAGGUUCCAAUGAGAGACGGAGAACUGAAUAGCCUUUUUCGUGGCAUUGACAAUGCCUUUCAAGUGUAUGCAGAGCAUGUUGUUGACAAGUUGGCUACCAAAGAAGAUAUAAUUCCACCUGUGCCUAUACUUACAAGAUACAAGAAGGAAAUUGGAAUCAAGGCUUUUGUGAAGAAGGAACUAAUUGACCCAAGGUUACCUGAUGUGCGAAGGUCUUGUGAAAUUAAUAUUUUAACCACACCAACACUUUGUGUUCAGCUAAAUACUCUUCAUUAUGCCAUUAGCCAGCUGACUAAGUUGGAAGAUAGCAUUUGGGAGCGGUGGACAGGGAAAAAGCCUCAUGAUAAGCCAUUGACUAAUAUUCUAUCAUCCAAGGUACAGAAUCAAGGGGAGAAGAUUCUAGAAGGGAAAUCCAUCGAUGAAAACUCUAGAAGUUUCAAGCAGAAGGACACAUUUGAUGGAAGUAGAAAAGAUAUUAAUGCAGCUAUCGAUCGGAUUUGUGAGUUCACUGGAACUAAGAUUAUUUUCUGGGAUUUAAGGGAGCCAUUCAUUGAAAAUUUAUAUAAACCCAAUGUUUCUCAGUCUAGGUUGGAAGCACUAAUUGAACCACUUGACGUGGUACUGAAUCAACUGUGUGAUAUCAUUAUGGAGCCGCUCAGGGACCGCAUUGUGACAGGUCUUCUCCAAGCAUCACUGGAUGGCUUGCUCCGUGUUAUACUAGAUGGAGGACCAUCACGUGUUUUCUUCCCGGGCGAUGCUAAGCUAUUGGAAGAAGAUUUGGAGAUCUUAAAGGAAUUCUUUAUUUCCGGAGGAGAUGGACUUCCUCGUGGAGUCGUUGAAAAUCAAGUAGCACGUGUACGGCAGGUUAUAAAGUUGCUUGGCUAUGAGACACGAGAAUUGAUCGAGGACUUGAGAUCUUCCGGUGGGUUAGACAUGCAGGGUGGCAGAAGCAAGCUGGGUGCUGAUACUCGUACCCUAAUACGAAUAUUAUGUCACAGGAGCGAUUCCGAGGCUUCUCAAUUCCUCAAGAAACAAUACAAAAUACCCGAGUCUUCUGCCUAGGACAAUGCUGCGUAACCUUUGAAAUCCGCAGAAGGAUAAAGCAAGAACAGGAAGAAAUUGUAUUUGCAAGAAACCCCCCUUGCCAAUGAGAAUGUAAAAUUCAUUUGUUUGUGUUUUUCUUGGAAUAGUGUCGGGGUUCAGUGGAGGCAUGUGCUUGAAAAAAAGAAAAAAGAAAUAGUGGACAUUUUGUUACAUUUUUGCUUUAAAUUUUGAAUGUCUAUUUUACCUUAAUUUGUAAAAACUAGUUGUAUUUGUCGCCUUCAUGUCAUUGUAUCAUUACUGCAUUUAAACUUAAUUUUGGUCUAUGAAUGAUGGAAAAACUUAUUUAAUUGUCAUAGCAAUGUUUUGAACAUGUA
This is a messenger RNA of Cornus florida, 4024 nucleotides long. RefSeq names its product protein unc-13 homolog. Bases 285 to 3668 code for a protein of 1127 amino acids. The transcript is spliced from 28 exons. NCBI's taxonomy places the organism in Eukaryota, Viridiplantae, Streptophyta, Magnoliopsida, Cornales, Cornaceae. The record is from RefSeq and is a predicted model, not a curated record.